Molecule: messenger RNA, 803 nt
Organism: Saccostrea cuccullata (small rock oyster)
Lineage: Eukaryota; Metazoa; Mollusca; Bivalvia; Ostreida; Ostreidae
Exons: 6
Coding region: 1-579 (192 amino acids)
Cellular component (GO): nucleus
Source: RefSeq, a predicted model, not a curated record
AUGGAUAAAAUUAAAAUAAGAAAACCUAACUGGAGUGAGAUUGAGCUGGAGGUGCUAAUAGAGGCUUACUGUAGAAAUUUUAAGGUUAUUCGGGGCAAAUUCUCGCCUGCUAUAACAUCGGAUACAAAGAAAAGGGCUUGGGAAGAGAUAACAGAAAGAGUGAAUGCUGUAGCAGUAUCAUGCAACAGAUCACUAGAUGAAACAAAAAAGAAAAUACAGGAUAGUUUGUCCAGUGUGAAAAAGAAGGAGGCUUUCCGGAAGAGAGAAGCAUCAAAAACAGGUGGUGGACCCUGUACAGAAAUAAUUUUUAAGCCAUGGGAGGUGUCUCUUCUUGGUACUAUUCCAACAGAGAUGAUACAUGGAUUAGAAGGGGCAGUGGAUACUAAAUCAGAUGCAGAUCAAGGUCAAACAAAGGGGAAAUUGGAUUUGAAUUGUGAUUUGAAUUGUCCAGGAGCAACUGGAGAUUGCAGUGCAACAUCUAACAAUGUUUCAGAAUGUGUGGUUGACAUACAUGUAACUUCUGAAGAGCCCUCAAUUCCAUGUACUGGUAUCUUUGCCAUCACAAACGUGCAAGAGUAAAAAGAGUCUGGAACCAGUAGGAAAAAUGAGGACUGGAGAAUAUGGUAACAGUUAAAAGAAUUUCCAUCAUUAAUAAAAACAAGACAUCAAAAUUCAACCUUGUGAAAUUUCUAUCUAGUUAAGUUCAUGACAAAUGGUUUCUGAAGAAAAAUUCAAGGUAGAUUUAAAACAUGCAUGUGUAGAGAAUGAUAUUCAAAUGGUCAACUUUUAAUAACCUCCAAGGA